AUGAUGCAUCCUCAAGUCUUCAUUUCAGGCCUCAUACUGCUUAUCCCAGGUGCUGUGAGUUCUCACAUAGCAGUGAAGGGGGUGGUGGGUCACCCUGUCACACUGCCAUGUACUUACUCAACAUACCGAGGAAUCACUGUCACUUGUUGGGGUCGAGGAUCAUGCUCAGCUUUUAAUUGUGUAAACAUAAUUAUCGAGACCAAUGGAUACCAUGUCACCUAUCGGAAGAGCAGCCGAUACCAGCUAAAGGGGCAUAUUUCAGGAGGAGUCGUGUCCUUGACAAUAGAGAAUGCUGUUCAGAGUGACAGUGGUGUGUAUUGCUGUCGAGUGAAGAUUCCUGGAUGGUUCAAUGAUCAGAUAUCGACCUUUUCCUUGGAAGUUAAACCAGCAAUUCCCACAACUACAAGAAGACCCACAACUACAAGAAGACCCACAACUACAACAAGACCCACAACCACAACAAGACCCACAACUACAAGACCUACAACUACAACAAGACCCACAAGUACAACUAGACCCACAACAAGACCCACAACUACAACAAGACCCACAACUACAACAAGACCUACAACUACAACAAGACCUACAACUACAACUAGACCCACAGCUACAACUAGACCCACAACUACAAGACCCAAAACUACAAGACCCACAACUACAACUAGACCCACAACUACAACAAGACCCACAACUACAAGACCCACAACUACAACUAGACCCACAACUACAAGACCCAAAACUACAAGACCCACAACUACAACAAAACCCACAACUACAACAAAACCCACAACUACAAACCCACUACGAUUUAUCCACAUCAGACAACAGCUGAGGGGCCAGAAACCGUAUUCUAUACUCUUACAGGAAUUGAUCCCUUCACAGAAGCAGCAGAACAUGACUAAUGGCUUCUAUAUCAGCAUCUCCAUGGCUGCCCUGCUGUUGCUGCUACUUGUGACCACCAUGGCUGUCACCAGGUAUAUCUUUAUGAAAAAGAAGUCAGAGUCUUUAAGCUUGGUAACAUUCCAUGCAUCCUCAAAUGAAUCUUUGCAAAACACAGCGGAUGUGCAGUCCCGAGCUGAAGACAAUGUCUACGUAAUUGAAGAUAGUCCUUACCCUAUGAAAUGA
Molecule: messenger RNA, 1125 nt
Organism: Peromyscus maniculatus bairdii (prairie deer mouse)
Lineage: Eukaryota; Metazoa; Chordata; Mammalia; Rodentia; Cricetidae
Source: RefSeq, a predicted model, not a curated record